Molecule: messenger RNA, 981 nt
Organism: Knipowitschia caucasica
Lineage: Eukaryota; Metazoa; Chordata; Actinopteri; Gobiiformes; Gobiidae
Source: the annotation of a GenBank genome assembly
AUGCAAUAUCACCCAGCGCACGUUCCUAUUCCCUCCUGGAGCCUUCAUCCGCCGGUCAAAUUAACCUUCGGUGCCGACGGGAGGGGGCCUGUGUGGGCCAAUCAGCAGGUGAUUAGGCCGGGGGUGGGAGGGGUGAGGGGUCACUGCGAUGGGGCCAUCACAUCCAGAGGGCGGACCAUGACGUCUGAAUGGUGGCCCCUUUCAAAUGGCAGCUUUGGCAACUACACUGGAUGUUUCAACUCCAACCAGAGCAGUGUUCUGUACGGAAACAACUUUGGAGGAAUUCCAAUUGUACUUUUUAUAGACUUCUGUGUCUUUUUGUUCCUUUUGAUCCUUUUCUCUUUUAUACGUAAAAAAUUCUGGGACUUUGGGCGUUUAGCGUUGGUUGCUGAAAAUGAAGAGUUUACUGAAUAUGGACAUCGCAACUACGGUCGCAUGUCAUCCUUUAUGUCAAGCACAGAUGAACACGACCAUGAAUUGGGCUUUUGCUCCUGGGUGCCUUACAUUGUCAGAAUGGAGGACGAAAAAAUUAAAGACAGAUGUGGCGUAGAUGCGACAAAUUACCUCUCCUUUCAACGCAAUCUGAUCUUGUUACUUACUAUCAUGACUAUCACCUCCCUUGGGAUUAUUUUGCCUGUGCACUUGUCUGGGGACCUUUUAGAAAACAACCCUCUAAAUUUUGGAAGGACCACCAUAGGCAACCUGCAAAGGGGGAACAAGCUGCUAUGGCUCCACACAGUCUUCGCAGUGCUUUACUUGAUUCUGACGGUUGUUUUUCUACGACGGCAUACUUCACAGAUGAAAGACACGCGGAAAGAAAUAGCUAGAAAUGCAUUGUUUGUGACUUCAGUGCCAAAAACAGCCACAGAGGAUGCAGUAAGGUCUCAUUUUACAGAGGCGUACCCGACCUGCCGCGUGUGUGAUGUGACGCUGGGCUUUGAUGUGUCCAAACUCAUGCACCUUGAUAAAGAGAGCCUGUAA